GGGGCUGCAGAGAAGAGACUGGCUGCAGGGUGAAAGGCUCCCUACCCCGGGGUGAUUGAGAUAAUUUGGAAUCCGCACAGAGCCUUGGAGGACUGACUGGGUCAGAAUAUGAGCCCUUGGGGGAUCCAGGUGAGGGUGUUGUGAGGGGAGUGGUGCUCCAUUCCUCACUCCCCAGUCUGUCUCUCUCCCCAGUCUCCCUCCCUCUCUCUGUGCCUGGAUCCGGGACUACAGCUUCUCUCUCUCACUGCUCGGCUCUAACUCACUGAAACUUACCCCCUCCUCCUCCUCCUCCCCCCCUCCCUCCCCUCCCUCCCCCACCCACACCCUCCCCACCUCUCCCUCCGAAGAGAAAUUGCUGGCAGAUCCACUCCGAGAUCCCAUCAGUAAAGUCCAGCUCCGCUCGCCCCGGGAGCCCCACAGAAGCCAGCUCACCGCCAGCUGAUCCACUGCACGGCUAGCAUCCCGCGCAGGGCCGAGUGGACGCCGGCAGCUCGCCCGGGAAGGGUGGGCGACCGACUGCCGGAGCAUGGAGUCGCUGUCCCGGGUACAACUCGCUCUUUUCUUGUUCCUACUGUGUCCUGCCAACAUCAUUAGCCUCUGGUGGGCAGUGGGAAGUCCCCUGGUGAUGGACCCGAACAGUAUCUGCCGGAAAACCAAGCGGCUGGCGGGGAAGCAGGCUCAGCUGUGUCAGACUGAGCCGGAGAUCGUGAGUGAGGUGGCGAAAGGAGCCAGGCUGGGGGUGCGGGAGUGCCAGUUCCAGUUCCGAAACCGAAGGUGGAACUGUACCAUCCACAACAAGUACUUCCGGAAAAUCCUGCAGCAAGACAUCCGGGAGACGGCCUUUGUCUACGCCAUCACCUCGGCGGGUGUGACACACACCGUGACCCAGGCCUGUAGCAUGGGCGAGCUGCUACAGUGCGGCUGUGACAGGUCCCGCAACCACUCUCCUCCGCUGCCGGGCGCGGGCACCAGGAUGGAGGGCACCGCCUGGGAGUGGGGAGGCUGCGGCGAUGACGUGGACUUCGGCUACGAGAAGUCCAAGCAGUUCAUGGAUGCCAGGCGGAAGAAGGGCAAGAGCGACAUAAGGACGCUGGUGGACCUGCACAACAACGAGGCUGGAAGGCUGGCCGUGAAGAAUUACAUGAGAACUGAGUGCAAAUGCCACGGCCUCUCGGGUUCCUGCACCCUCCGGACGUGUUGGAAGAAAAUGCCCAAUCUUCGCGAAGUGGGCACCAGGCUCCUGGACCGCUUCAACGGUGCCUUCAAAGUGAUGGGAGGCAACAACGGCAAGAGCCUGAUCCCAGUCGGCCAGAACAUCAAGCCCCCCGACAAGCACGAUCUGGUCUACUCCGCCAACUCCCCCGACUUCUGCCUCCCCAACCGCAAGACUGGCUCACCAGGCACCCGGGGCAGGACCUGCAACAGCACGGCGCUGGACGUGAGCGGUUGUGACCUGCUCUGCUGUGGCAGGGGUUACCGGGAGCAGACGGUGGUGGUGGAGGAGAACUGCCUCUGCCGCUUCCACUGGUGCUGUGUGGUCCAAUGCAAGAAAUGCACCAUCCGCAGCCAGCUGAGUCUCUGCUUGUGACUGACCAGGCCCUGUGUUUGGACAGGGGCUGGGGCGUGGGGGGGCACGGCGAUGCAGUUGCCGAAAACCCCCUUUGGCGACCUGCACCUAGAAGACUUUAACCACGAGCCUUAACCCCUGCUCGGCUUCUUCCCUGCCAGGUGGAGGCUACAGGAAAGCCAGUCCCACACACCUAGUUUACUACAACUGAGGCAAGACAUGGAGGAGAUCUUACCAAAGGAGUGGCCUGAGAACUCAAAGCUUGCUGCAAUUCUAUAACUGCAGUGAUGAGCAAACAACCUCAUUUCGAACUGGUGCGGGUGACGGAGGUGUGGGUUUUAAAUAAAUGUGUUGGGGUGGGGGGAGGGAAGGCAUGAGAAGCUUUUGAGAAAGUGGACCCCCUGCGUCCCUUGUUCUCCCACUGACUGAACAGCCUAAACAUUAACUUGUGAUCUCAAAGGCAAGAGGAGCGAUGAAAUCUGUCAUAAUAAGACCAAAAAGACAAAAGGCACAAGUGAUAUGCACAACACAUCCAUUUGAUAAGAAGCCCAAAACAUUUGCUUUUCUUUCUUGUGUGUGUGUGUGUGUGUGUGUGUGUGUGUGUGUGUGUGUUUCCGUGUGCGUGUGUGUGUGAGAAAGAGUAGGUUGUGUGCUUGCGCGCUCGCGUGUAUGUGUGAGAGUAGGUGUGUGCUUGUGAGUGCAUGUGUGUGUGUGUCUGCAUUUAUAUGUAUGUCUGUGUAUAGUUGUACAUGAGUGUGGGGCAAGUGUGUGUUUGAGUUUAUGCACAUGAGUGUGCAGGGCUGUGUGUGUCAGAGUGCACGUGAGUGAGUUACUGUGCCUGUAUGUGUAUAUCAUGUGCAUCGUUGCAUGUGGCAAGCUUUUGUGAUUGUGUGCACAUAUGCAUCAUGUGUGUUUGUGCAUCAUGCAUGUGUGUGUGGUUGUGACGGCAUGGAUGUGUACACUGUUCUUGUCUGUCAGACAUGUCAGUAAGUAUGUGCACGUAUAUCUGCGUGUGGAUCAUGUGUUUGCAUGUGUGUCAUAUAUUUGUGAUUUCAUGCGUGUAUCAUAUAAUUUGUGUGUGUCUGCACCAUGUAUUUGUGUUUGCAUCACAUGUGCAGACCUGGUCAAUAUGUCUACAUGUGUGUGAAGCUGCAUGUGCCAUGUUGUUGGCUAUGCUGUAUGUGUUUGUGGGAUGGAGGGAGGAGAAAGGGUGGGGUUGCGGAUAGAAAUUGCCUGUGACAGCCUGCAAAAGAGGUUGGUGAGGACACAUUUUCCUUUGAAAAGACAGUUUCUGAGACACUUCUGUUUUACCAAGUCAAAUCACAGCUACGGACCGAAAUCUGUAUUCCAUCCAUGGCAACUCUCCAACUGCAUCUUAAUCCCAGACCAAUUCCUUUUUAUUUUCAUGCCUGUAGUUUCUCUCUGUAAUAUGUUCUAUGUAUAACAUGUCAUU
This is a messenger RNA of Hemiscyllium ocellatum (epaulette shark), 3020 nucleotides long. RefSeq names its product protein Wnt-6-like. Bases 527 to 1588 code for a protein of 353 amino acids. Lineage: Eukaryota; Metazoa; Chordata; Chondrichthyes; Orectolobiformes; Hemiscylliidae. Gene Ontology annotation, cellular component: extracellular region. Gene Ontology annotation, biological process: cell fate commitment; multicellular organism development; neuron differentiation. The record is from RefSeq and is a predicted model, not a curated record. The transcript has 4 exons. Gene Ontology annotation, molecular function: cytokine activity; frizzled binding.